Lytechinus pictus (painted urchin) is the source of this 4084-nucleotide messenger RNA. RefSeq lists its product as uncharacterized. NCBI's taxonomy places the organism in Eukaryota, Metazoa, Echinodermata, Echinoidea, Temnopleuroida, Toxopneustidae. The transcript is spliced from 5 exons. Gene Ontology annotation, molecular function: hydrolase activity, acting on ester bonds. The record is from RefSeq and is a predicted model, not a curated record. The coding region runs from base 201 to 3827 and encodes 1208 amino acids.
GCAUUAAAUGCAUGCAUAGCGCAUGGUACCGGUACUGAAGUCAAGAUGAUAUGAAACUUUGAAAGUUCUCGGCCUGUAUGCACGGAGUUGAGAAGUUAGAGAUCAAGACAAGGCCAAAUUAUACUUUGAGUUUGACGGGAGUUUGAAUUCAUCAAGCCAAGCCAGAAAGCCAGGUACCGAUUACCGCAGGAUAUAACACAAUGGCAGAAAGGGGAGAUUUCACCUUCCAACCAUGGGGGCAAGAGAAUACCAAGAGGAGAGGAAGGGGAAGAGGAAGAGGGCAAUGCUGGGCUGGAAGCAGAGGUGGUUAUCGCUAUCGACCUAAACAUAAUCCAAACAAGGUCGGGCAACCACCACAAAGACCAAGAACUUUUGAUUGCAUGAAUUUAGAGGGCAGAAUAACUAAUCACCAAGAAGGAAUCCACCUGCUACCCAAGCUUGAGUUGGGAAUAGGUUCUAAGCCAUGCAUAAAAGAAGAGGUAUUGAGUCCAGGAUCCAGCUCAUCAUCAAAGAGAAGUUGCACAGAAAUGGAAGAAAAUGAGGAGAAUGAAUCAAAAGUACACAUUAAGAAAAGAUGCAAGAAAAACCUUGCUGGUACUUUCCCCUGUUCUCAAGAAGAUAAUGACAUAUCUAUGGUAAAUUUGAAUGGAAAUAAAGUAAGAUCUGAAGUAAAAAUAACUGCAGUGGAUAGAGAGGACUGGGAUGAAGAAAUACGGAUUGCUAAGUUAAAUUCUAAGCAGAAUACUCUAUGUGAAGCAGUGGAUAUGGUCAAAGAGAAAGAUGAUGGUGAAAAAACAACUGCAGGGAAAAUUGAUGGAUUGAUGUUAUUACAGGGGUCAUACACAUCUUCUAGUAGUACUGGUACUCAGCAGUCCAUGAACCUGGAUUGGGAAGUUGGGCUACCAAGUGAUGGUGAGGUCAAACUGACGUCACCAAGGAAAUUUGUCAGAGAUAAAGUGGUUGACUGUCUUUCAAGUGCUGUUACUGAGAACUGUACUUGCACAUCAGAUGAAGAUUCAUUCAAGAUAAAAGAAGGGAAGCAGGACCAUGCUUUGUGUAAUCCUAAAGGAGGGAGAAGCUUCAGCAGUCCAACAGCUGGUUCACUAAAAGGGCCCUUGAUACCAAAUAAAUCAAAGUCAGAUUCUUGGACCGGUUCUGUUUUUUCUCAAGGGAGUGCAAAGAAAAAGGGUAAACUUAAAAAGAAGCAAAGGGCAGCAACAAUUCCAGAAUAUCAAGGCAGUACUGAUGAUGACACUGAUGAAAAUAUGCAGGGAACACUUCUUAAAGGUGAGAGGUCCAAAAGCUGUAGACAAAAGAAAGGAUAUAAUUCUGCUUCUAAAUCCUUGAAAGAUGCUGAAAGGAAAUUUGGCUUCGCCACAGCUGAGGUAGAAAAGAGUGAUGAGACCCAAGUCAAACAAAAAACUAAGGAUAAACUUAGUGCCGAAGAUGAUGACGGUUGUCAAGCUGAUGAUUCAUUAUCAGAUGAUGAAAACUGGAAGAAGGUUGUCAAAAAACUUUCCGCUGAUGGUGUGGAUGCAGAGGAAAUCCAAGAUAGGCGCCCACUUCCACCAGAUUUACCAACAGAUAAAAGUCACACUGAUGAAAGCACAUCAAUGGAUGCCCCCUUGUCCUUUAGGCAAGAUUACAGAGCUAGAUUUACUUAUCCCCCACCCGCAUACAUGCCUUACAAUCAUGCUUAUCCUUCAAUGAGACCGCCUAUCCCCUAUUGCCCUCCUAUGUGGCCAAUGAUGCAAGAUCCUUAUUUCUAUGGACCAGCUAUGAUGAGAGGUUUUCAUCCAGAUGCCAUUGCCAGAUACCCUAUCAUUCAUCGAUUUCCUCAAUGUGUUCAACAAGCAGCUGAGACAGUUUCUCCUACCCACAUUGCUCAAUCUCCUGGCAGUGAAUGUCAGGACAGGUUCUACACAGUAAACGAGUCGGGACCAGAAAGGGAAGGUUACCUGCACAAUAUGAAUCAAACUUGCGGUAUGAAUGCAUUUGAUGGCACAGAUUAUACCUUCCAAGAAAAUACAGUGGAGGAAGAUGAGACAUAUAGUGAAAAUGUCUUUGAUUCCUCUGGAAGUCAAAUAUAUAUUUCCCAGGAACUGAAUUGUGAGACUUCAAAAAGAGAACCAAAUGUAUCAUUUGAUGAAAAUGUACCUUUUCUUCAGACUACCCUACCAGACAUCUGUGAACACCAUAAGAGCUUUGAUAACCAGAGUGAUUUCAUAUCUACUGAAGAUGAGGAUUACUUCUAUCCCAGAGUUUGUGAACCACCAUCACCCAAAUGUACUGAUUCUAGUGUAUCAGUUCAGAUAGAGAGGGGGUCGCGGGAUCAGCCAAACUAUAACUGGUAUCAAACCCCUCCGACUGGUGUUGGUCCUACUCGUACGAAAAGCAAAGUGUGGGGACUGAAUUUCAAGCAGAUGAAAUAUGACAGUUCUGGGCAGAAGAAAGAGGAAACAAGUUUUUCAAUCCCAAGUAAUUCAAAUGAUUCCAGCCAACAGCCACCGUCGUAUGCUGCUGCAGUGUGUGCUGGUAGACAAGAGCCACCCGGUGGUCAGAAUAGAGUAACUUACAUUUCAAGUGCCCAUCUUGAAGAGAGGAGGAGGAAGUCGUAUUCUGGGGUGAUAGCUCCUCACAGUGGAUGGGCAUCUGGUCAUCCUCUUGUAAAAUUUGUCAGUCCACAAAAUAAUAAAGGGCCAGCCAAAGAAAAGCCUCAAGAAAGUCCUUUCUGGCAGUCAACUCCUCGUCCUGAAGCAUUCAAUGCUGAUACUAGUAGCAAAUUCAAGAGUUGGUCUGCAGGAUCUCAAGGAUGGGGUAGCUACAAUAUCACACGAGUUCCCCGUCCAGUCUCGGCACCUCCUAAACCAAAGAUGUUUGCAGAAAUUCUGCAGCGACCAAGACGACUGACCCUUGAAGAUGAGGUGAGAGGGGAGACAAUACCAACGAUUAACUCAUGGCGAUCAUCAACAGAGAUUGAAGACUCUGCAGAAAUCCAAUACCCAACCAGUGAUAUAGACUAUCUGGACACUCAUGCCCACAUUGACCUACUCUUUCAACGGCACAUGUUCAAGGGAACCUUUGCAAAGUUCUGCUUGGUAAAUAAUUUCCCAACCAAUUUUGCUGGAUGUGUGGCCAUCUUCUGUUAUCCUGUCAACUUUUCAAAUAGUUACUCUCUUGCUGAUAACCUACUGAAAGAAAGUAACAUCUGGGGAUCAUUUGGAUGUCAUCCACACCAGGUGAAGCACUAUGAUGGCAUCAUGGAACAGAAGAUUAAAGACUGGAUGAAUCAUCCAAAGACUGUUGCACUUGGAGAAAUUGGAUUAGAUUACUCUGACAGGCCAGCAGAGAUCACAUCAGAUCAUGAGCUUCAGAAGGUGAUCUUCCAACGUCAAUUGCAGAUUGCCCUGGAAACAAAGAAGCCCUUAGUCAUCCAUUGCAGGGAUGCAGAAGAAGACACCCUCAGCAUCAUGUCCAAGAUGGUGCCCAGAAAUCACAAGAUACACCGUCACUGUUUCACAGGACCUCCCCAGGAUGCCAUAAAAUUUCUGAGGGCUUUUCCGAACUCCUUCAUCGGUCUGACAGCUCUAGUGACCUUCCCUACGGCUACCAACACCCAUCAGACUGCCCGGGCUAUCCCGCUCAAUAGACUUCUGUUGGAAACAGAUACUCCCUACUUUCUUCCAAGGAAGGUUAGGUGUCAAAAAUGGUCUCACCCAGGCAUGGCCCUCCUGGUUGCAGAACGCAUUUCCCAGCUGAGAGGAACCACUCUUGAUGAUGUCCUUUCCAAUGUAAGAGCCAAUACAAUGACAAUGUAUGGAAUUUAGUAAAUACCGUCAUCGUGCUUUCCAAUCUGAGAUUUAAUACAUGGCAAGUAUGGAUUUACAAGUGAAUGGUUGACCUUAAUACCACACGUGAUGAGUUUCUUUCAAAAGUAAGAUCCUAAGCAAGAAAUCAAUCAAAUUUUGUAAAUUCUCGCUUCCACCGUUGAUAAUGUACUUUUUUUUAUAUAAUAUGAUAUUAAAGGGGAAUGAAAUCUUUGGAACAAGUAGGCUUGCCUCAAAACAGAAAAAUCAAAGAAUAA